Salvelinus namaycush (lake trout) is the source of this 1914-nucleotide messenger RNA. Its product is annotated as cell growth regulator with EF hand domain protein 1-like. The transcript is spliced from 5 exons. Bases 130 to 873 code for a protein of 247 amino acids. The record is from RefSeq and is a predicted model, not a curated record. Gene Ontology annotation, molecular function: calcium ion binding. NCBI's taxonomy places the organism in Eukaryota, Metazoa, Chordata, Actinopteri, Salmoniformes, Salmonidae.
CGUCCGCGGCCCAGGCCUCUCGCCGCUGCGCAGUGCAGUGUAGAUAUUACCGGAGGGCGAGAGGGUUGGGCUGAAUGGUAAAAUCUCCCGCUAUGAAAUCAGAAUCUGAAUUUACAACAGGACGGUAGGAUGCGUUCGUUUUUCUACUCAUCAAACAGGCCAACAGGUGCGUCGUUAGAGUCUGGCGCUGACAUGCUGGUGACAGGUAUGCUAUCCCUGCUCCUGCUCGCGCACCAGUGUGUGUCCGCGCCACAGGUGCCCGAGGACCAAAGAGUACAGUCAGCGGGAGCCCUUCCCCCUUUCACUCUGGCCAAUCCCUUCGGUUCUGGAGAGGAGGACCGCAGGCUGCUGCAGAGCUACAUCAAGGCCAACCUAAAGGAGGGACAUGGAGGACCGGAUAACACCUGGGAACAAGGUAAACACACACACACACACACACACACAGUGACAUUAUUAAUGGAUCAUCUUCCUAUUUCCUGCUGGUCAGAGGUGUUCUUCCUGUUCAGUCUCCAUGACUACGACCGCAGCGGUCACAUGGACGGCCUGGAGAUGAUGAAGCUGCUCUCUGAAUACAACUCCCACAAUGCACCUGGAGAACAGUCAGCUGAGUUGGUGGCCAUGGUAGACUUUCUCCUGCAGACUCAGGAUCUAAACCAGGACGGUCUAAUAGCUCCCCCUGAGCUUCUCUCUCCUCCCAAACUACAACAGCCAGACUCUAACUCCCAGGGUGCACCUGAACAGGAAGGGGGUGUAGAUGUCAAAGAGGGAGUCAAUGUUGAGGAACCAAAACAAGAGACAGAGCAGGAAGAGGAAAAGGAAGCAGAGGAACAGCUCAAGGAGGAAGAGUCAAGGCCAGGAGAUCAGGGACAGUAAAUUAAGACAUGAACAUUCUAUACAGGAAGAGGCGAAAGGACCACAUAUCCCAUAGGCCCCUGCUCCUGUACUACAUCAGGGGCAACCUGAGAUGUAAACACAAUUAUAAUACGCAAACAGCACUCCAGCACAACACUUCCAUCCAGAGAGUUGGGUCAGCCAAUAGCAGGGGCCUGUUGACUGACAUGCAGAGUUACCAAAUCACAGCCUCUUACACACCUUUGAGGGUCUUGUUUCAGUUUCAAGCUGAUGGAUUGUCCACUUUUUUUGUAAAAAAGUCAAGGUAUGUUGUUUUCAAGCUGUGGUUUCAUUUCAACACAUUGCUCUUCUGAACAAGAAACAAUAUCUCAGGUUUGAAUGUGUUGUGCCAAAAGAUAUGCCUUACACUGCUAAAUAGCAGUUUGUCCAUGUAGUUUUCAUAUACUUUUUGCAGUAAAUACCCUGUUGAAGCAAUCCAAAUUAAGCCAAAAAUUAGAAAUGGACAAUUUGAGAAGUUCAGGAAUACGUCAAGUGCAACGCCUUCCAACGAUACUUGGGAGUCGAAGUAUUCCCCUUCCCAGAACACACUGCAGUUCAUCCCCCCAUGGAUGCAAAAGGAAUGGACUGAGUUAGGAAAUAAGUGGAAAAUUCAAGCUCAUGGAUUUGGGCUCCUCAUUACUGCAUUUGUUGACUAGAUUCAUCAUUAGGGACAUUUUGUUUUUACUGGUAACUCAGGUCAAAAACCUUGGUCCCUUAUGCAACCGGCAAACUAAAACUUGAUUUGUACAAAUACUUUUUUUGGUUCCCUGCACAGCCCCAAUUCAGAGUUGCACACGUUCCUUUGAAAUCCAUGAAGGGAAUUAACAAAUAUACACUUUGGGGAGAAGGGUCAUCUAAAAAUUGGGCUAGGAUGUUUAAUUACAUGAAAUCAAAAGCAAUAAAGACAAUUUGGGGAUUAAUUUAAGAACCUAAUGAGUAUUUGGUUUGCUGUACAUUUUCCUGAAUUGAGGGUUUGUAUUUUUAAGACUAAAAUAAAUAAACCUACUACGAAUGCUAACUUUA